Molecule: messenger RNA, 538 nt
Organism: Caenorhabditis sp. 36 PRJEB53466
Lineage: Eukaryota; Metazoa; Nematoda; Chromadorea; Rhabditida; Rhabditidae
Source: the annotation of a GenBank genome assembly
AUGAAAGUAAGUUGAAAGUACAUUCUGGAAUCAUUCAAACAAAACAUUCCAGUUCCUUCUCCAAAUCCUACACAUCAUCAACUGGAUCGUCUUAUCGAUUGCCGUUCUGACGGCGUGCGCAAAGAAGAGCAAAUCGAAUAGCAAGGAAGCGAACAAGAGCAAAGAGUCGGUCGCUGGAGCCGCGCCCGUCCAGAAGCCGCCACCGGUGGAGUCCGUCCAGCUGGCGCCGCCGUCUCCUGCUCCGUCGGCUCCGGAGGCAUCGAAAGUAGCCGAAGCUCCGCCGAAGGAGAAAUCGAAGAAGGAAAAGUCUAAACGGGAGGAAGAGAAGAAAGAGGAGAAGAAGGAGGAGAAGAAGGAGGAGAAGAAGGAAGAGAAGAAAGAAGAGAAAAAGGUGAGGACGGGUUCGAAUCUGUCGAAGGGAUUUUUAUGAUUUCAGGAUGAUGAUGGGUACGAGAACUGCGCCGAUAUGACUCCUGAGCAGCUGAAGAAGAUUGCCGAAGAAUCGAACGGGAAGAAGGAGGAGGAGAAGAAGGAAUAG